Molecule: messenger RNA, 752 nt
Organism: Dufourea novaeangliae
Lineage: Eukaryota; Metazoa; Arthropoda; Insecta; Hymenoptera; Halictidae
Gene: Rab21
Product: ras-related protein Rab-21
Exons: 4
Coding region: 50-718 (222 amino acids)
Biological process (GO): Rab protein signal transduction
Molecular function (GO): GTPase activity; GTP binding
Source: RefSeq, a predicted model, not a curated record
CAAAUUAUUGUGUCGUCUUCUAAGUAGAUAGAUUAGUCAUUUGCAAAUUAUGGCCAGUUCAGUUAGUACUAUUAGUAAUGGUUAUAAUUUCAAAGUGGUUCUACUUGGUGAAGGAUGUGUCGGAAAAACCUCUGUUGCAUUGCGAUAUGUUGAAGACAAAUUUAAUGAUAGACAUAUCAGCACGUUACAGGCCUCAUUUUUAAAUAAGAAAUUGACUAUAAAUGGAAAGAAGGUGAACUUGGCAAUAUGGGAUACAGCUGGUCAAGAAAAGUUUCAUGCACUUGGACCAAUUUAUUAUAGAAUGUCUAAUGGUGCAAUUUUAGUUUAUGAUAUUACGGAUGAAGAUACAUUUCAGAAGGUGAAAAAUUGGGUUAAGGAACUGAAAAAAAUGUUAGGCAGUGACAUUUCUUUAGCGAUAGCAGGAAAUAAAGUAGAUUUAGAAAAAGAUAGGAGUGUUUCUCUGGAAGAAGCUGAAGAAUAUGCAAAACAAGUGGGGGCUAUGCACUUUCAUACUUCUGCCAAGUUAAAUCAAAGUAUCGAAGAAAUGUUUGUGGAUUUAACAAAACGGAUGAUGCAACAUGCAGAUGAAGUCGAACAAAAGUCUACAUUAACAAGGACAAGCAGUACACGACGUAAUGUUGUCGUAGUUGAAGAUGAGGUUGAAGAAACCGAACCAGUUAAGAGUUCCUGUUGUGGUGGCUCUUCACAGGCAUCUUAAAUUCAGAUGUUUGUUUUGAGAUGGUUUCUACUUU